ACUCCAUCUGAACUCCUCCUCAGAUAUUGACAGUGAUUUUGUGAGUAGCACUGCAGAGAUGAGGGUGGCUGUUGUUGUCUUGUGUCUGAUGUGGCUGUGCAUGUGUGAGAGCCGCAGGCUGGGUCGCUGUGAUGUCGUCCGUAUCUUCAAGCAAGAGGGACUUGAUGGCUUUGAGGGAUUCUCACUUGGCAACUAUGUGUGCACGGCCUACUGGGAGAGCAGGUAUAAGACCCAUAGAGUGCGUUCAGCUGAUGUUGGGAAAGACUAUGGAAUCUUCCAGAUAAACAGUUUUAAAUGGUGCGAUGACGGCACUCCAGGUGGAAAGAACCAGUGCAAAAUACCCUGUUCAGAUUUGCUAAAGGAUGACCUGAAAGCUUCAGUUGAAUGUGCAAAGCUCAUUGUGAAAACCGAAGGACUGAAAUCAUGGCAAACCUGGAGUAGUUACUGUAAGGGGCGUAAGAUGACACGCUGGGUGAAAGGAUGUGAGCACUAAUAAGGCCUUGAUUGGCAACAGGAGCUUAAAUUAGCUAUAAUGCCUUCAGAUUAUGUGCUAAUGCAUUUAAACUCUUGGUUUAUAUGACUUUUAAAAAAACUAAUAGACAUUGUCAUUAUUAACAUUUGUAACCUUGAUCUUGAGAUGUCAAUUAAAAGUUCUUCCCAAUUGUUAA
Molecule: messenger RNA, 668 nt
Organism: Carassius carassius (crucian carp)
Lineage: Eukaryota; Metazoa; Chordata; Actinopteri; Cypriniformes; Cyprinidae
Product: lysozyme C-like
Exons: 4
Coding region: 59-493 (144 amino acids)
Molecular function (GO): lysozyme activity
Source: RefSeq, a predicted model, not a curated record